AUGACGACCAAUCAUAUCGAGCAUCUGGAUGAAGCACUCAUUCGGCCUGGCCGCGCAGACAAGAAAGUGCAUUUCCAGCUUGCCGACGAAAAGAUUUCCCACACAGUCUUCAAGCAGACGCCAGACCACAAGGAAUCGAAGCAUGAAUUCGGCGAUGAGACAAUUGAGAGGCUUGCCGACGAGUUUGCUUCCAUGGUGCCAGACCAAUUUUUCAGUCUAGCUGAAGUUUUGUCGUUCUUAUUGGAGCAGAAGAACUCGCUUUUUGGUGCUGUUACUGGUGUUGAAAACUGGGUAGAGAGGACAAAGGCUGGGAGCCAAUUGAAGAGAGAGGAUAUUGCCAUUUCCAAGUAUAUCUAA
Messenger RNA from Penicillium psychrosexuale, 357 nucleotides. RefSeq lists its product as uncharacterized. The record is from RefSeq and is a predicted model, not a curated record. The transcript has a single exon. Bases 1 to 357 code for a protein of 118 amino acids. NCBI's taxonomy places the organism in Eukaryota, Fungi, Ascomycota, Eurotiomycetes, Eurotiales, Aspergillaceae.